Molecule: messenger RNA, 1925 nt
Organism: Porites evermanni
Lineage: Eukaryota; Metazoa; Cnidaria; Anthozoa; Scleractinia; Poritidae
Source: the annotation of a GenBank genome assembly
CCCAAGCCUGACGCAGUUACUACGAAUGAAUUGCAGUGGAUAGACAUCGAUGGAUCUGUUAUUUGGGGAGCCCAGGGGAUGGCAAAGAAUGCCCAUAUCCCUGUUGAGGAUAUCGCCCUAAAGUUACAGGGAAAGUCAUUAGCACAUAUGUCACGUCUUGUUUUCGUGAUCCAAACCACUUUCGGGCAGGGGAACUUCAUCACCAUACACCAAAAUAUACUAGUCUUGUAAAAUAGCAGAGGCUUCGUUCGUGGAACAUUCCUCUCUUCCUAACACCAACCCUAACCUCGUCAAAGAAACUUUGCUUCGCGAUUGCUUGGAUCUAUUAAAUCUGCAGAGGCUCAGCGGUAAACGCAUAUCCAUGAGUCUGGCAGUUCCGGGCGCGAAGCUUUAUGUUAACGAAAUUAACCUAGCUGUUUCUAGGGCCACUUGCUCUUUGCGACCGGUGAAAAUGUCUGCAGCUCUGAAGAAAGAAAUUGAGACGGCUUUUUUCCCUGGCGGUCUGAAAAGCCCACACAUGUUCUCUGACUCAUCUCACUUUGUUUGGGGAGGUUCUCCAAGCCCAAAUGCUACCAGGCGUAUCUCAUCGAUGAUCAAUGACAUCAAUGAGUAAUCGAUGGGCAAUCAAUGAGUAAUCGGCUGAUUAGUCAUUGAUUAUUGCCGAUGAUCAAUGAAUAAUCGAUGACUAAUGGAAGACAUUAUAUUUUGUGGCCUACGUAUUGAUUACUCAUCGACGUCACUGAUUAUGCAUUGAUGUAUUGAUUACCUAUUCAAUUGAUUACUCAUUGAUUACCUAUUGAUUACUCAUCUAUUACGAAUUUCUUGCCAGCUUCUGCUAGUAAUAUGAAGAAAUACCCUGUAAAUGAAGUAAUAAAGCAGGCGAGAAUGACUCGAGAAUGACUCGUCUAAGAAGAAUCAUAAGCUAAUCCCCUUUUAGACAUAUGCAAACAAAGCGGUGCUCUCAACAGUACAUUUAAUUUUUGAUUGUACGUUUUCAUUAAUUUCGUAAUGAUAACAAACAGCUUAACGAUAACAACAUUGCUAUAAAGAUGCUUAGCAUUAUGCGUAUCAAGAAGCUAAUUGGCGUGAUAUUUCCUGCGGUAACUGUUUAUUUACAAAGACAAACUGCUUGAACUUUGGAAUACUUCUUUCGUAAGCAGCUGCAGUGCAUGGCAGCGUUGCAACUGGCACUCUCACUCUCAUGCAGCUAGGCCUACCAGAGUUAUGGUGAGUGGCAUUACAAAGAUGGACAAGUUCCGAUUUUUUGGCCUUUGAACUGAAGGCACUUCCUUAACAAGCUACCAAUCGCGCAGUUUGCGUAACACGUGCUUUAAAGGUCUCAGGGAAGAGCUUCCGAGAUCCUUAUUAAGCCGUAAGCAUAUGAAAAAUUGUCUGAAGAGGGCAGAGAGCCGUACAAGAAAAUAAAGAAGUGGCUGAAAGAUCCAAUAGCGGAUAUCAGAGGGAAGAUGCAAGGUACGAACAUUUUUAUCACUUUGCAAGAACUAUUUAUAAAUAGUAGUGCAAGUGAAUUUCCGGAUAUUCCAGUUCUCAAUGUCUUUCUCAUCCUGUGCGUUUACAUGGCAUAAGCAAUAAGAAAGUUGCAACAGAUUUCAUUUUCAGAUAUUUCUUUUCUAGUUUUAAUUAUUUUGAUCUAUUCGCUUAAUAUCUUGAUAAACAGGGAAGAGGAAAAGAGCUCAAAGGGGCGGCUCAAGCUGGAGAACAAAUUCUCCGAUCUACAAAGAAUGGCCCUUCAGGCCUUGUACAAAGAGUCCAAGUACACCUCACAAGGGGGACUUGAAGAAUUCUCCGAUCUUAACCAGCUGAGUACAAGCGUAGUCAAGGUCUGGUUUAACAACAGGCGCCAGAGAGAAGAUUCAGUCACUUUGACCGUAGCAGUUACUACCAAUGAUGAUGUUGUAGUUUAA